GCAGGCUCCAACUGUUUUCAACUGUCAGGCCCUGCUCAUACUGUUCCAUUCCAACAAUCACAGCAGCGAUGACUGUGGAACAUACCAUUUACAACAACUCUACCUCUACACCAGCCAGGAGGAAGCCAUGCUGAGCACCAGAUCCCUUAUGGCUACACUGCUGGUUCUGGUGCCAGUCACAGGGUCUCCUGUUCUGGGCCAUCUGCUUGUCCUUUGGGAAGUGUGGCCAGGACAUGUACUAGAGUAUCAACAAGUAUCAGUACCAGCGGCAAAAAAUUGUUCAUGCAAAACAUCAGUAAAUGUGAUCUUAGACCAGUCAACGCAGAAAAGGGGCAUCAGAAAUUACAGCAGCUUCAGAACAAAUUUGAAAACAUCUAGGAAGAAUGCUUACAGGAACUAUCAGCAUAAAAUGUUGCUAAAAUAUGUAAUAUUAUAUAAAAGAAAUCCAUAUCCAAUUACAGAUGGAAAUAUAAGUGUACACAUGUCAAGAAAACAUCUAGGAAGAAGUGAACUAAUUCUGAGAAGAAGAAAAUAUUUAAGACACAUACUCAGGAAUAUUCUGAACAGAAAAUGUGGUGGUUAUGAAGUAAAAGUGAAUUGGCACAGUAUUUUGAAUGGUGCUAGAAAGAAAUCUGAAACUAAAAGAAAGGAGCAAUUGCAAAUCACAUACUUUGAAAAUAGGCACAAACCCAUAGGAGCCGGGUCACUAUUGGGUUAUAUAGCAUGUCAAACAAAUAUGAUGUUAAACGUUGAAGAAGCAUAUUUCCAAAAAGAUCAGGAAGGUUUAGAAAGUAUGGUGAUAAAGUUAGUAAAACCACAGAUACCAAGAGGAAAAGUGCUUACUGAAGCUGAGGUACUACAAAAGAAAAAAUCUAAGAAUAACAGUAAUAGAAUAUUCACUUCUGUCAAAGAAAGAGUCUUUUCUAAAGAGAACACAAAUAUUUACAAUAAAGAACAAUUCAGAAUGACUGAUGGGAAGAAAGUAUUAAAUGGAGAAUGGAGCAGCCCAUAUAUGGGAUUUAAAAAAUACGGUCAGUUCUCAAGUUUUCAGCGGUGGACAAGCUUUGCUAUCAGAGAAAAUAUCAAGUUGCAAAAAUGGAAAACAAGAACUAAAAAUUCUGUGAAUGUAAAUGAGAAGUUUCCAUUUAUACAUGCAUUAACUUACCAAAGAAGUAGUGCCAGCAAACAGAAAAUAUUCUCAGCACGUGAACCUGUAAUGCCCAACAUUCAACAAAUAAAGGAGUCUGCAUUUCAAAUAAAAAUGUACAGAAGCAAAAAAUUAAUAAAAUUAGCCAAGUGGCUCAGAGCUAAAGAAAAUAAAUCUGGGGGAAAUGGAAUAGAAGUUUUAUCAACAAUUUACUAUGUGCAGCCUUCCUUAAUAAGUCCUACCUUCCCAGCCAUUAAAACUGCUGUGGGUGUGAAGAAUGAAGUAUUUACUUCAGAAAUGGAUGAAGCAAAGGCAUCAGUCUACAUCACAAAAGUGCUGAAAUAUCUCAUGCAACCCUCAAAGAGAAUAAAAAAGAAAUACUUGAGUGUUGCUCAUAAGGGAUUUAGAAUUUUGCCUCUAAAAGCACUCAUGGUAAGAAAGCAUCUUGAUACGGAAGAGAGUUUACCAAUCUUGUUAUAUCUCUUUAAACACAUUUUUAAAGGUCCAUCGGUUAUUGGAAGAACGAAACGAUCAGCAAAAGCAGAAACGGUACCAAUAUCUGUAGAUGUUUUGACGCAUGUAACUUCUGCCCUUAUAGCAUGUGCCACUAUUUUUGGACUAGCUCUGUUUAUUUUGGCAUUAGCAGCAGGUUACCUGUACUAUAAUAGAAGGCAAUUUGUUCCAUUUCUUGAAGCUGGUUUGAAAGGCGAAGAAUCCAAAAAGGAAUGGAAACACACUGCUUCUCAGUGUUGUCCGCCUAUUUCUCUUUCGCAGAAUUUUCAUUUUGGACACCCACAGGAAUCAAGGAAGAAUCAAAUAUUGGCAACAGCUACUAAAACAUGUUCCAAAGAGGAAUUUGUUAUUAUGAAGGAAAUAUAUGGCAGCUCUGAUACAGAAGGCAGUUCAGAAAUAUCAUGUAGAGGUUUGACUAUAAGAUCCAGAGCGAUUGUGCUUCCGUCUCGGUCCAGUGACAGCAUACAAUCAUUAUUUGAUGUACGUGAUGAUGUCUCUUCCCAACAAUCCGUGAACAUGGAAAAUGGUUCCAGCACUGUGCCCCCCAAAAACAAUCUGGUUCCUGUUCCACAACAGCCAGAUAAUCAAGAGCAGAGUACCUCUAAUGAUGUGUCACCACAACUGAAGAAAACAAGUAUUUCAAAAUCAAAAUCCGACAAUGAUCUCACAAGAUCUAGUAAAGUAUUGCAAGGAGUUCAGCCAGACCAUUCUUUAUAUGAUGUCAAAGAACCAAGUACCUCAAAGGAUGUGACACUAAAGAAACCAACCAUCUCAGAGCCAAAACCUGACAAUGAUCUCACAAGAUCUAGUAAAGUAUUGGAAGGAAUCCAGCCAGACCAUUGUUUAUAUGAUGUCAAAGAACCAAGUACCUCAAAGGAUGUGACACUAAAGAAACCAACCAUCUCAGAGCCAAAACCUGACAGUGCUAUCACAGAGCCUACCAAAGCAUCACAAACAGGCCAGACACAGGCAAUUCUGAAGUCAGAGCCUGGCAAUGCUACCACAGGGCCUUCUUCUACCGAAGCAUCACAAACAGGCCAGACACAGGCGAUUCUGAAGUCAGAACCUGGCAAUGCUGCCACAGGGCCUUCUUCUACCGAAGCAUCACAAACAGGCCAGACACAGGCAAUUCUGAAGUCAGAACCUGGCAAUGCUGCCACAGGGCCUUCUUCUACCGAAGCAUCACAAACAGGCCAGACACAGGCGAUUCUGAAGUCAGAACCUGGCAAUGCUACCACAGGGCCUUCCUCUACUGAAGCAUCACAAACAGGCCAGACACAGGCAAUUCUGAAGUCAGAACCUGACAGUGCUAUCACAGGUCCUUUAUCAACUGAAGUAUCACAAGCAGGCCAGACACAGGCAAUUUCUAACACAGGACUUGACAAUGCUGUCAUAGGGAUUUUCUCCACUACAGUAUCACAGGUAGACCAGGCACUGGCAAUUUCAAUGUCAGAAACUGACAGUGGUGUCAUAGGGCUUUACUCUACCACAGUAUCACAAGUAGACCAAGCAGUGAUAAUUUCGAAGCCAGUACUUGACAAUGCUAUCACAGGGCCCUUCUCCACUGAAAUAUCACAAUCAGACCAGACGCAGAAUAUUUUAAAGUCAGAACCUGACAAUGCUAUCAUGCCACCUUCUUCGACCACAGUAUCACAAGUGGACCAGCCAUUGACCAAGAUUUCUACAGUGCAAAAUCCAUGAUCGGUAUUUUACAUCUUGGUGAAUAAUUUUAACUCUUCUCACAAAUGUUGAUGGUUCUGUUUCCCACCAAACAAAUUCUUUGAAUAUGCUUACAUGAAACAUGGAGAAAUUACAAUCUGAGUUUUGUGAUGAAAAAGCAGUUGAAUAGUAGUAAUGUGUCUUAAGAUUUUUUUAAAAAAAAUGUAUACGUACUGGGCAACAUAAAUUCUGAAUUAUUUUUUUCAGAAAUUAAAACUGACUAAACAUA
Messenger RNA from Podarcis raffonei (Aeolian wall lizard), 3608 nucleotides. RefSeq lists its product as uncharacterized. The coding region runs from base 128 to 3361 and encodes 1077 amino acids. The transcript is spliced from 6 exons. NCBI's taxonomy places the organism in Eukaryota, Metazoa, Chordata, Lepidosauria, Squamata, Lacertidae. The record is from RefSeq and is a predicted model, not a curated record.